AGGUUCCAUGUGCAAGAGAAAAAAAUAGCAAUAAAAGUGAGAGCAAAGCGAAAACACAAGGGAUCCUGAUUCGAUCUCGCCGGAAUCCAUCAGAUCUGAGCUUCAUUACCGGACCUCAAUUCACCGGUGUGAACUUCAGGCCGGCGUCUCCGCCAUUGGCUCGGAAUCGGAUCCUCCUUGACCACCAAACCCAUUCGUUCCUCUCAACAACAGCUUUCAAUUUCUUCGCCCAGGUUUCGUUUCGUCGUUUUGGAAGUGGGUUUCUCUUCACGUUUGAAUCGGUCAUCGGAAUGUGCCGGUUUUGAUUUGGGAUUGGAAGCUCAAUACUAACCUUGCUACAAACACUAGACAUGGGAAGCCAAGACAACAAUGCGGCAUUGUCAUCAAAUUCAUUUCUAGCUGACAAAUCGGCUAAGGUUUUCGUGGCUGGCCACCGGGGUCUUGUUGGCUCGGCCAUUGUUCGUAGGCUUACCCAGCUUGGGUUCACUAAUGUAAUCUUGAGAUCUCAUUCUGAGCUUGAUCUGACUCGCCAGGCUGAUGUUGAAGCCUUCUUUGCAGCUACGAAGCCUGAGUUUGUCAUUGUAGCUGCUGCCAAAGUUGGCGGCAUCCAUGCUAACAACACAUACCCUGCUGAUUUCAUUUCCAUCAACCUCCAAAUCCAGACCAAUAUCAUUGAUUCCGCUCAUCGCAACGGUGCUAAGAAGCUACUGUUUUUGGGUUCCUCUUGCAUUUACCCCAAAUUUGCACCCCAACCUAUCCCUGAAGAUGCUUUGCUUACUGGCCCCUUAGAGCCCACAAAUGAAUGGUAUGCGAUUGCCAAGAUUGCCGGGAUCAAAAUGUGUCAGGCUUACAGAAUUCAGUACAAGUGGGAUGCAAUUUCAGGAAUGCCCACCAACUUAUACGGAUGGAAUGAUAAUUUUCAUCCUGAGAAUUCACAUGUUUUACCUGCUUUGAUGAGAAGGUUUCAUGAGGCAAAGGUCAAAGGUGCCAAGGAGGUGGUGGUGUGGGGGACAGGGAGUCCAUUAAGGGAGUUUCUGCAUGUUGAUGAUUUGGCAGAUGCGGUUGUCUUUAUGAUGGAGAAGUACAGUGGACUUGAGCACUUGAAUGUAGGGAGUGGAAAGGAGGUUACUAUUAAGGAAUUAGCUGAAUUGAUGAAGGAAGUGGUGGGUUUUGAGGGGGAUCUUGUUUGGGAUACUACUAAGCCUGAUGGGACUCCAAGAAAGCUGAUGGAUAGCUCCAAACUUGCUGGCCUUGGUUGGACAGCAAAAGUCUCACUCAAGGAUGGGCUUGUUGAUACAUACAAAUGGUAUGAAGAAAACGUCGUCAAUGUAUAAAUCAGCUGGUUCAGCAGAAUGUGCCAUAUCAAAUUUAUAGGUACUUGACAUUUCACAGUGAAGAAAUAUUUCUUUUAUAAAAUAAUUAUCCAGAACACUAUGUGACCAGUUUUUCUGUACCAAUUAUGUUGAAUGAAUACUUAAGUGCUAUCUUUGUUUUUUCUAGAGAUCAUGAGAAUCAAGAGCCACGGUUGAAAACCAUGAAUAGAACUUGUUUAUUUCAUGUUCAAA
Lotus japonicus is the source of this 1565-nucleotide messenger RNA. Its product is annotated as putative GDP-L-fucose synthase 2. Gene Ontology annotation, molecular function: GDP-L-fucose synthase activity. Gene Ontology annotation, biological process: nucleotide-sugar biosynthetic process. Lineage: Eukaryota; Viridiplantae; Streptophyta; Magnoliopsida; Fabales; Fabaceae. The record is from RefSeq and is a predicted model, not a curated record. Bases 351 to 1334 code for a protein of 327 amino acids. The transcript has 3 exons.